ACGAUUGCGACGGUUUGAUUUGAUGCUCUAUCAGCAUUAGAUUUGAGUGAAGUGAACACAAAAAAGUUGUGAAUAUCAAAAAGAAUUCGAUACCGUUAUUUAUUAAACGAAAAAGUACUAAGCGUCGAAUGAAUUAUUUGAUUCAUUAUUCUAAUUAAUUUUAAAUUAAAUUAAUAAUUUAUAAAAAAAAUUGACGUCAAGUUAUAUAAUCGAUAUUGAGGACCAACUCAUUACUCGUUGAUCAUGAAAAGUGUAAUUUUUUGGAGUUUGACAGCAUUUUUUGGAUUUUCACAUGCUGCAUUUAAGUUGGAAGAGCGAUACAGUUGGAAUCAAUUGGACUUUGUGUUUCCAACACGAACGCUCAAAGAUAUUGCAAUUGCAUCGGGAACAUACAUUCCACAAAAUGCAUUACCUGUUGGCAUCGAACAUUGGGGCAACAAAUUAUUCGUUACGGUACCACGUUGGCGAGAUGGCAUUCCUGCAACGUUAACAUACAUUGAUACGGCGCAAACGAUUAGCGGAUCACCACAGUUGAUACCAUACCCCGAUUGGCGUUCGAAUGCGGUUGGAGAUUGUGUAAAUGGACUGAACACAGUAUAUCGCAUCAAAGCUGACAAAUGUGGUCGACUGUGGGUUUUAGAUACCGGUACCAUUGGCAUCGGAAACACAACACAGAAUGUUUGUCCGUACAGUGUAAAUGUUUUCGAUUUGGCAACAAAUACACGCAUCAGACGCUAUGAAUUCCGUGCUGAAGACACAAAUCCCAAUACUUUUAUAGCUAAUACCGUAGUUGACAUUGGAAAAAAUUGUGAAGACACCUUUGCGUACUUCAGCGAUGAGCUUGGCUAUGGAUUAAUUGUGUAUUCGUGGGAGAAAGAUCGUUCAUGGCGUUUUGAGCAUAGUUAUUUCUACCCAGAUCCGUUGCGAGGUGAUUUUAACAUUGGUGGCUUAAACUUCCAGUGGGGUGAAGAAGGAAUUUUCGGAAUGACUUUGUCGCCAACACGCUCUGACGGCUAUCGUACAUUAUUUUUCAGUCCAUUGGCAAGUCAUCGUGAAUUUUCCGUAUCGACUCGAAUUCUCCGUGAUGAAAAUCGUGUUGAUGAUAGUUAUCAUGAUUUCUUCUUUUUCCCCACCGAACGUGGAGCAAAUUCACACACAACCAGUCGCGUGUGCAGCGAAGAUGGCAUCAUGUUAUUCAAUUUGAUUGAUCAAAAUGCAAUUGGAUGUUGGCACACAUCAAUGCCUUACACGCCACAAAAUCAUGGAACCGUUGACCGUGAUGACGAAGGUCUAAUCUUUCCUGCCGAUGUGAAAAUAGACGAAAAUCGAAAUGUUUGGGUGAUAUCCGAUCGAAUGCCAAAUUUCUUAAUUUCAACAUUAGACUAUACCGAUACGAAUUUCCGGAUUUAUUCGGCACCAUUGCAACGUUUGGUGGCUGGCACUGUGUGCGAUAUUACCAAUCGCAUUUCGAGUCGAUUUGGUUUGAAUUCGAUUCUGUCAUCGAAACCAAGUGGUUCAAAUCUAUUUACAAAUGCCGUUGGAUUAAGUGCAUACAAAUCACUUAACACAAAUCCGUUAGCCUCUCCAAAUCAAUUGCAAAAUUUGCAAUCGGUUAAUCAGCCAUUGAAUGCUCAAGCGCUUCAAGUGCCGUUACAACCAAUUACACAGAUUUCACAAAUCACACCAAUCGCUCAAAUUUCACAAAUUCAACCGCUGAUAUACGAUCGACAAUACGAUGUUCGAGAACCGCUUACACAAUCUUUUACCACAAAACCAUUGGCGCCUAUUUUUGCACCCAAAUCCACUCCACAAAGUUAUUAUAAGAGCCAAAUUUUCACUGGUACGUCUCAAAGCCAAACGACGGCCGAUUUCGCAACCGCAAUUCAAAACCUACCAAAGAGUCCCAGUUGGUGGACAACGCAAUUGUGGUAAAAUGGUUUGUUCAUGUUUCCAUCCAACAGUAUACACAAUAAACAGUUAUCGCUUUGACAAUGUACACAUAUAUGACGCAGUUACCAAUAGUUACCUUAAUCAUAUGUUUUUUUUUUUUUCAAUAAUUAUUUGAUAGAGACUUUCCCCAUUUUUUUAUUAAAGACUCGUCGUUUUGACUUUUAUGAUGCACAAUAUGGACGCAUUCAGACAUUCAUAUAGGCUCGUUG
Molecule: messenger RNA, 2159 nt
Organism: Contarinia nasturtii (swede midge)
Lineage: Eukaryota; Metazoa; Arthropoda; Insecta; Diptera; Cecidomyiidae
Gene: y
Product: protein yellow
Exons: 4
Coding region: 244-1932 (562 amino acids)
Cellular component (GO): extracellular region
Source: RefSeq, a predicted model, not a curated record